Physcomitrium patens is the source of this 2103-nucleotide messenger RNA. RefSeq lists its product as uncharacterized. NCBI's taxonomy places the organism in Eukaryota, Viridiplantae, Streptophyta, Bryopsida, Funariales, Funariaceae. Gene Ontology annotation, molecular function: protein binding. The record is from RefSeq and is a predicted model, not a curated record.
GGCAAUGCUGAGGGUUUCCCAGAUAUCUCAAUGUCGUCCGUCAUGCAGUUGGGACUCCUUGCCCGCAGUGUUGCAUCCUCCGAUCCUGGUGAAGUUGGUAUUCGAAGAACUUUUCAGGCUUCCCUUGGUUUCGAAAUACUCUUUCAGUGCCUCACAGAAGGUGGUUACGUGCGGAGAUUAGCCCAUUUCAGCCCUUGGGUAUUCAGAGGUUAAUGGAAGUAAAGGGGGAUUCUGGCAUUGGAUGUGGUAGUCGAGGGGAAGACGACAAAACUGGAUCUGCCCGUGGCUUCAUGGCACCAUCGCUCAGCUUGAGAAGCGCGACGAUCUUUUCACUGAAACCAAGAGUUUUAUUGGGGUUCACGAGACCAAUGUUUUGCUGGUUUGCAGGCGAUGGAGUUUGUGAACAGCGGCGGCCGGCUGCGUUGUUGCGAAAUGGCAUGAACGUACAGAUGUCUGCUGGAAAAGAACCAGGACAGUCGGUGGAAGGCGAACUGGAACGCCUCAAAGUGUGCUCCCCCACGCCGGGGAGUUGGGAUGCCUUACCCGCGGAGUUACAUAAUCCGAUCCUGGUGAAGUUGGUAUUCGAAGAACUUUUCAGGCUUUCCUUGGUUUCAAAAUACUUCUUGAGCGUCCCUCAGCAGGAUAGCUUCAGAAGGUUACGCGCGGAGGUUUGUCCCGCAGAGGGUCACUUCAGUCCUUUGGUAUUCUUUGUGGAGAAAGGGCAGUGGAACAUAUUAGGGUUUGAUAGCCUGAGUGGAAAGUGGAGAAGGUUGCCACCACUGAGGAGCCCGAUUCCAAUUCCAGAGCCGGAAUUAUUCAAGGAUUUCCUGGUUGCUGGCCAUGUUGGUCUUUUCUGCAUGAAUGUUGGUAAAGCCUCAGAAUCCGAGAAGCUGUUAGUCACCAACCCUUUGGCUGGCGAAGUGUAUCCAUUACCCGAUUUGAUCCACCCCCGUCACCCGGUGGCCUUAUCCCUGCACGUGACCAAAACUAAAAAGACCAUCUGCGACUCAACCUUCCGAGUAAUAGCGGUCGGCAGUGCAGCAGUUGGUUCAGAGCAUAGAUCAAGGAAAACGGAAGUUUAUUGCUCUUCCAAGGGAAAUUGGGAAGUUCUUGAGGAUGUUCCAGGGACAUACUUCUCAGUGAAUGACUACCAGACCGGAGUAUACUGUGAGAACCAGAACGUAUUGUUACUUACAGGGUUUAUGGUUAACGGAAGUAAAGGGAUUCUGGCCUUGGAUGUAGCCAAGGGGAAGUGGCGACAAAACUGGAUCUGCCCAUAUCUUCAUGUUCCUCCGGAUGGCAACCCUGACGCGACAAUCCACUUUGCCAUUGCUCAGCUUGUGAAGUGCGACGACGUAAUCUAUCUUUUCACUGAACAAGAGGCUAUUGGGAAAGUCACACAUUGCAUUGACAGGCUGGACUUGGAGAAAGAAGGAGGAUUCACGUGGACAAGGAAACUGGUACGCCAGAGACAAGGAAACCGAGCCCUGCUAGUCUACCCGGAAUUCACAUGCGUCCCAAUCAAGGAGAACAAGCUCUGUAUCUACAAUACAAUCGAGAGGACUGGGGUAGUGUAUGAAAUGGUGGAGGGCCUUAUCGACCCUAGUAACUACGAGUCGUUACCUAAACCUCCUCCAAUGCACGAUGUAGUCAGGUUUCAGAGUCUGAACCCUGUUGGAUACGCUUUUGAACCAAGUUUUGGGGUAUCAUUUCCAGAACUUAAAAAAAGCCCAAAGCCGAAAAUUCUUGGUGAUUCGAACCAAGCAAGUCCUAGUGGGUCCUCCAAGGUAGCAAGUCAUGACAUACACCUAUCAUAGAACAUUGACUACAUGGGUAAGUAACUAUUAAACUCUUCCAAUUAGUUGUGUUGUGCGGAUUUUAUCUCAUGUGUUCGGAGUUGUUAUUUUUGUUUUAGCUUUGGGAGUAGGAGCAAAUCAUUGGCAAUCAAUCUACUAGUUAAAUAAAUCGAUUUGCUCGUUUGUUGUAAUGGUCUCCUAUUUUGAUAUUGGAAGAGAUCAAAAGAAUAUUUAGCGAAUAUAUGAACUAAAUUUGGAAUUUCAUCUUCUGAUCUAAUUCUGAAUUUGUCCCCAAAAUUUUUGCAAA